AUUCUGAUAUAUCUUUUAGCAUUGCAUGAUCUAGACUACAUCCGGCGUCGCAACCUGUGUCCUAUCUCUACUUGGCCGAUCGUAUUACGAUGCAGGUCUUUCGAGAAGAAAAAAGGCCGUAACGCCAAUAGAAGAUAUAUUACAUCGAAUAGACUCAAUGGAUGCGUCACUGAACUUUUGCCCAUAAAAUCCUCACACAGUACUGGACUUCAAUCUUUAUUAGCACUAUGUGCAGACUAAGAUUCACCCACGUGCUCUCCAUCGGUUGGGUUUUCGGCACCCUCCAUCUCGGGCUGCAGCGCAUCUCCCCGCCCUGUACAAUGUUUGUCGAUUUGAGUUCGACAUAUAUGAGCCCCCCAGGCAUGCGAGGGAGAAAAAUGACAUCUCCAUGUACGCGUGAAACUGCCACACAGCACGUGCAUUUUCACACCGAACAGAUGGAGAGCUCUAGGACGGAAUGCUUCGGCUAUUAGAUGUGCCCUUGAGCUGCUGCUUCGACUCGAUGUCGCUGCUAUGGCUCGAUCUCGAGGUUUUGGAGGAACAUGAGGACACAUGUCUCGUUGAUGAAUAUGAACACGAGCAACAUGACUGUUGCCUGAUGAGCUUGAACCCAAAGCAUAGGCAGUACUGAACGGAGACAAUACAGUAGAGACCGUAGAUGGAGUAAGCUAGUCGUUGUCUCGCUUCUGACAUGGAUAAUUGUAACGGUUCUCUGGGGUAAAAGAGCGAGCUGUCCACUACAAGAUUCCUUGUUAUACUCGUCUUGGAUAGCAU
This is a messenger RNA of Trichoderma atroviride IMI 206040, 774 nucleotides long. The record is from RefSeq and is a predicted model, not a curated record. Lineage: Eukaryota; Fungi; Ascomycota; Sordariomycetes; Hypocreales; Hypocreaceae.